This is a messenger RNA of Aplosporella prunicola CBS 121167, 1666 nucleotides long. RefSeq lists its product as uncharacterized. Lineage: Eukaryota; Fungi; Ascomycota; Dothideomycetes; Botryosphaeriales; Aplosporellaceae. The transcript is spliced from 2 exons. The record is from RefSeq and is a predicted model, not a curated record. Bases 228 to 1526 code for a protein of 432 amino acids.
CCCAUCCAUCCAUCCCCAUCCAACGAGUCCCCCGCUCGCUCUCCUCGCCUCGCCUCGCCACACAACAACAAAUCCACCACCACCACUUACCUACCACCACCCUUCACCACUGGGAGCUUUUGGUUCGAUAUCAGUCGUUCCUCUCAGGCUCAGCAUUCAUAAUUCCCAUUUGCACGCCGUCCACAUUUCUACCUAUUCAUUGAAACACUCACGUUGGCCUCGCAACUAUGCCUCCAAUUCGAACCUUGGCCACCGCCAAGCAGCCCGUCAAGACCGAGCGUACCCACGAGGAGAACCAAGAGAGAGCCUAUAUCGCCGCGUCGAGGCGAAGCGACCGUAGUCUCGAGGCCCGCAUUGAGUCUGCUCGACGAGCUUCAGAGAUUCACAAGAAGCGCACUGGCCGCGCUCUGCGAGUCACUGAACAGGAUGUUGUCAAUGAAGAGAUGUACGAAGAAGAAGACGACGACCUUCCCGCCCAGUACCGACGUCUCACUGCGCACCUUCACACUCACAGCAUGGACUUCAACCGGAAGUUGCAGGCAUACCUCACUACCCACCAUGCUGGUAGGGAGACUCUUGGCUCUAUGAUGAAUUCCUUUAAUCAGCCCUACCCUAACGCGCCCGGGUUCGCGCCACAAAUGACAAUGAUGCCUCACCCGUCAUACCCACAGCCACAGAUGCUGCCUCCUCAGAUGAUCCAUCGGUCGCCUUCCUCAUACCGCACCACGCCAUACCGCCUUCCCCAGUCACAUGGCGCCAAGGUCCAUCAAAGGUCGCAGUCAUUUGCAGCACCACAAGAAUACAAUUACCAUCAAAACCCGGUCCCGAACCGUCCUAUGGGAAUGGAGGAUCGCCGCAUGUCGCUGCCAGCUCAGACAAUUCGAUCUCCGUCGGCUUCGCCCAUGGCCACGCGAUCUGAUUCUUGCCAGGCUGAUGUACCCAAAGACUCUGCACAGCCAUCCCCGCCUGCUGUUGAUGUUCAACCGAUGUAUGGAGCAGCUACUUCGUCGCCCGAAACUGCACAAAACGACUACACCUUCAACUACUCCUACGAUAUGUUUGGACCAUUUUCCAUGGAAUUACCACAAGAGACACAACAAAUGCUCGGGCCAUUCAUGGGCUCAAACGAUCCGAACAAUGCCCUGUUCUUGGGCAACGACGAAAUGUUCCCGCAGGCACCCGUCUACAGCUAUAACCCAAACCUUAAUGGGAAGCGUCUCUCGAGUCUUUCUAAUCCGUCGACUCAGGGUAUGCAUCAAACACUGUCGCUAGGCAACCCACCCAUUCCGGCUGUCGACCCUCAGCAUCUUGACUUCAACAGCCAGAUCUCUACCGAGUCUGAUGGCAUUCCUCACAACCCCGCCAUGUUUCAACCUAUGGACUGGCCUAAUUACGAGGUCGCAAAUCCUGGCUUGAGCAGGCAAAACAGCGCCCAGGGCAGCUCUGGGCUUAUCACUCCUGGUGUCGAGUGGGCCAAGUUUAUCGACGGCACCAUGUUGGACGAGCAGCUGACGAAUUCUCAAUGAUAAAAGAUGGGCAACUAUUAUUCCGCCCUUGUCGCCUGACACUCCGCUUGCCGAGCGUGGAGCUGUCACAUUCAUUAAUCGGUUUUCUUUAUUGUUAACGACUCGGUCACUUGGAGUAUUAUAUCCGGCGUUAUCGCAUG